Messenger RNA from Anopheles arabiensis, 3927 nucleotides. RefSeq names its product frizzled-3. Gene Ontology annotation, cellular component: plasma membrane. The record is from RefSeq and is a predicted model, not a curated record. Lineage: Eukaryota; Metazoa; Arthropoda; Insecta; Diptera; Culicidae. Gene Ontology annotation, biological process: canonical Wnt signaling pathway; non-canonical Wnt signaling pathway. Bases 579 to 3023 code for a protein of 814 amino acids. Gene Ontology annotation, molecular function: Wnt-protein binding; Wnt receptor activity. The transcript has 3 exons.
GAGCCGUAGCGCAACGCACUGCACGGACCACGGUGGUGCGUCUUUGCCGCCUAGCUUUGAAGGCCGCUUUUUUCCUCAUACUCGGUUCACCGCACACGGCGAGCCGAUACCGACACCUGCGCGUUUGCCCCAGGCUUGAGGCUUAGUUUGGCCUUUGACUCGCGACAAAGCAGUAAACAACGUACGCGGGCAAUUGCGCCGAACGACAAACUUACUCCAGAUGGUGAUGGACUCAUCGGUUCUAUUGUGCAACCGUUAGUGUGUGUGUGUGUGUGUAUAAUGUGCGUUUGACUAUAGUGAGGUGUCCGAAUAUGUGCGGCGUGGGAGUGUGUUAAACUUGAUCGCAAAAUGCCGGCACUCCGGGCGAAGGUGUCCGGCAUCCGUCUGUCUAAAUGGGACGCGCUCUCGUCCUAGUGUAAACGUCUGCUUGCUGAUCCCUGCUCCGUAGUGUGACAAUAAUUUCGAAAUAAAAAUACACAAAAAACAACAGCUGUGUACGUUGUGGUCGGGAAAAGGCUGGGUGCUGAAGAUCUAACCGCUCAUUUGCAAAUUUUUGUUUUUGGUGCGAACCGGGCACCAUGCGUCCGGAAGUGUUGCUCGUGGCGAUCAUGACGGUAGUGUCGUUCGCGGCGGGCGAAGAGUUACGCUGCGAGCGUAUCGCGGUCGGCGCCUGUCAGAAUCUGGUGUACGAUAUGACGAUCGCGUCUGCGCCGGAAACGGCCCUGCAAUACCUGUCGUCCAGUGUGCCGGUACCUGGCGGCGGUGUCAACUCGACGGCAGCCGGCUCCGUCCGGACGUGGCUCGACGCAGAACGACUGAUCACCUCCCUGAGGCCGGUAAUCGAUUCCGGCUGCUCGAAGCAGGCCCUGUUCCUGUUCUGCUCCUCGCUCUUCCCGCUCUGCUCGCCAACGGCCCCACGGCCGGUGCAUCCGUGCCGCUCGCUGUGCGAGCAGGUGCGCAAGGACUGCUUCAGCGAUCCGGCCCACAGCAAGCUCUGGCCGGCGUAUCUGGACUGCCGCGCCUUACCACAGCCCGAGAAGCACGAGCUGUGCAUGCAGGUGCCAUCGGACGCAACGGGCAGCAUCAAGCAGCGUGCAGGUCCCUCCGGCCCGACCUAUCAUCUGCCGGUGGCGACGACCGGUGGUACUGCUGGUACACCAUCACCCACCACCACCCACGACAGUGUCGAGUCGGUCGUGAAGGGAUGGUCGAUCUCGAACCUUACCUCCCUGCUGCAGCAGCACGCGGCAGUGGCCGCCGCCGCCGCCGCCGCCGCCGCCACCGUCCCUGCCGGUGCUGGAGGAGUCGCUCACACGGUGAUCGGUGGUGGUAGUGGUGGUGGUGGUGUUGGAGCUGGCUCUUCGACAGCCACCGCCGGUGGACAGCGCUUGGUGGACGGCGCAAGCUGGACCGAUCGGAUCAACUCGCUGCUGCUGCCGAACGGUCCCCUCCCGGUGGACGGUACGGGCGGCCCAGCGCCCCGCAGUCCCUGUCCCGCCAACUACAGCCUCGAGUACGACCGGUGUGUGCCGCGGUGCGGCCCCACGAUCGACGCCCUGUACAGCCAGCGGCAGAAGGAGCUGGUCGAGCUGUGGACGCUCGUCCUGUCCGCCGUCUGCUUCAUCUUCACGCUCACCUCGCUCGUCUCGUUCUGGGCGAAGGCGUCCAAGCUGGAGUACCCGGACCGGCCGAUCCUGUUCAUGACGCUCUGCUACAACCUGCUCGGCCUGUGCUACCUCGAGCGCACCAUCCUGCACAGCCCGCGCCGCCUGGAGGCGGCCGUCGAGCUGAUGCUGCUGGACGCGCCGGGCCACCACCCGUCGGCGGCGACCGCCACCCACCUGCGCUCCGACUGCACCAUCACCUCCCAGUGUCUGGCGUACUACAUCCUCAAGCACUAUCUGCUGCUGAGCGCCAGCACCUGGUGGCUCAUCUUCGGCCUCUGCUGGUACCUGAGCACCGCCAAGCAGUGGUCGUGCGAGGCGCUCGAGCGCAAGUCCGGCCUGUUUCACGUGCUCGCCUGGGUCGUCCCGUUUGCGGCCCCGAUCGGUGCGCUGCUGCGCGGCCACAUCCAGCGCUUCGAGCUGACCGGGUUCUGUACCGCGCGCGGCUUCACCGAGCUGCCCGUCCUGCUGCUGCUGCUGCUCGGCACCGCCCUGGUCAGCUGCGCGCUGGCCGCCCUCGCCCGGCUGCGCCACUGCUGGAACCAGCGGGCGCCCCAUCUCGGGCGCGUCUUCGGCCGCGUGCUCCUGUUUGCCGUCUGCUACCUGCUGCCCGCCCUGUCCGCCACCGUCUGCAUGAUGCUGGAGCGCGUCGACCACGAGCUGGAACCGUGCCCGGCGGGCGGCGAGCCCGGCGACGGCUGCGUCCAGCGGGUGCAGCCCCACUUUUCCCUCCUGCCGACGGUGCUGCGGCUGGCGCUCACCUUGCUCGGUGGUGGAAGCGUCGGCGUGUGGCUCUGGUCCCGCCAGCCCUCCGACACCGAGCUGGGGCCCGGCGGCAAGAAGGGCCCCGCCCAGCCGGGCUGCUACAGUGCCGCGGCCGAUCUGAUGCUGCUGAAGGGCGGCGGCAAACCGCGGCCCAGCGGUCCCCUGGACGACUGCAGCAUGCUUGGCGGGGGUGGGGGCGCCGGCCGGCGUCUCGAGCACCGGUCGCUGGGGGAUGCGGGCGGGCCGACGGUUCGGCGCGACGGCCGCUACAAGGACGCCGAUCGACGCCGCAGCUCGUCGCGCAGCCUCAGCGGUGCCGCCAGCCCGUACCGCAGCCGGACGGUGGACAAGCCGAAGCCGAAAGCGGCCCAGAAGGUGUGCUACACCUACCGGCCGUGUGCGGGCGUGCUGGCCGAGCACGGGGUCGGGCUGGUGCGGGCGCCCGGCCCCGAUCUGGCCGGGCCGGUCGGGGCCACCGACCACGGGCAGCGGUCACCGUACGCGGGCGGCACCGUCUCGAACGGGGGGUACGUGCCGGUGCGCGUCCACCGCAGCCUGCGCACCGUGCCCAUGUCCAUGAUCACGCGUAUCUGAAGCCAUGCCUGUUGUACAUAAAGAGGAGGGAGGAGAAGGUCGGCUACCGUCGGACCUGUUUGUGAAAAGCUUUAACUAGUUUGUAUGAUCCUCGGUUGCCCCACAAAGGGGUUUACCCACUGUAUGUGUGUGUGUGUGUGUGUGUGUGUGUGUGUGUGUGUGUGUGUGUGUGUGUGUGUGUGUGUGUGUGUGAAUAGGUGUUUAAAAUCUCGACUUACUUCGUAGCUGUAAGCGUACCGUAUUUUUUAGUGCUUAUUUAUCGUAAAAUUAGAUGUUCGUGAUUGUCGAUGUAUUGACGAGCGGCAAUAGGGGGGCGUGGACGCGUGCGUCAACGGAGACUGGGGGUGAUAACGCGUCCACUACACGCGCAGGAUUUUACUUGCGAUCUAAUACGCAUGCGAGCAUGCGUGUUUAGGGUUAGGGCGGAGGAGAUUCAACUGUAACUGCGCAUCGGAAAGAUAAACCAGUUACUGUUAUUCCAGUCAAAUGUAGCAAAGUGUACAGUUUUAGUCUAGAUUAUGCAUUUCAUUCUUGUUCUUUUUUUUUUUGUUGUGAUUUACAACCAGUCGAUUUGUUGCAGAAUCUUGCCAUUUCGUUUCGCAUCGCACCUACAGCCCAGCCGCAAACCGCUGUACAGAAAGUAUUUGACAACAAAAAAACAUGUUCAUUUUGGAACAAAACUGCCCUCCCCCCCCCCUCCGCACACUCGCGUGUAAGUUUAGUGUAAGAUGCUGUACGGCAUCGGCUUGCCGAACAGGAGGGUAGACUUUAGUUGCGGAUCUCUUGCAAAGAGAGUGCAUUUUUUUAAACAUUAGCCAGCGUUAAGCGAAAGGUAGGAUGGAUGUGUAGUAGCCCUAACAACAAGUCAGAGACUGAAUAAAUGAAUCCUUUUAGUAAACACAGA